AUGGCGCUUUCAAAAGAAGAACGUCUGCGUCUCGCAGAUAUAGAUCCAGAGCUGUCGGAGUAUCUCAGAUCGAACCCCAUUCCCCAACUAGACACUUCAGAUGCAUCAAAAGCCAUCGCAAACUUGAGAUGGUAUAUGAAGAGCCUACAUUCAAAAGAGCUUGACCAAGGUGUUCUGGAGCGAGAUAUAUACUACACUAAUCGGCACGGUCAUGAAAUACGUGCCCAUGUCUAUGAGCCUGCAACCAGGUCUGAGACUCCCGAGCCACUCGUUGUAUACAUCCACGGCGGCGGAUGGACCAUUGGUUCUCCAGAAGAUGCUGAACGGUCAUGUCGAGACAUAGUUCGCAACUUGGGCGUUGUUUGCGUGGCACCAUCCUAUCGUCUGGGUCCAGAAGAUCCCGUCCCCGCUGGUAUCAAUGACAUCUGGGAUAGUGUACAGUGGAUUGCUGUUCAUGCUGAAUCUGAACUCAACGUCUCGUUGAAAAAGGGUUUCGUCAUCGGGGGCUCUUCAGCGGGGGGCAACAUGGCUGCUAUAGUCAGUCAUUUGGCUCGCGAUGAGAAGUUGACGCCUGCUAUAACUGGUGUUUUUCUUCUUGCUCCCAUGAUAUUGCCCCCAGAAGCUAAGGAAAGUCUGUCUGAGAAGUACAGAGAUAUGUACAUCUCGCGAACUCAGCGAGAGUGUAUGAACGAUCCGAUUUUGACUCCCGGGCUUGACAAGAUCUUUCGUGAGUCUGCUGCUGGAGAUACAUCGUCGCCUUUCUUUGUUCCAUUCAUCUGGCCGACUGGUCACCAUGACCUUCCCAAAACCUACUUCCAAGUCUGCGGGAUGGACAUUUUGCGCGAUGAGGACUUGAUAUAUGAGCAAGUGCUGCGCGAAGACAAUGGGAUUGAGACGAGGGUUGAUAUUUAUCCUGGCAUGCCGCAUAUCUUCUGGGGUAGCUUUUCGCACUUGGCUCAAGGCAAGAAAGCGGCUAUCGAUCUUAUUGAGGGGAUUAGGUGGUUAUUGGAGUCCUCUGAUUGA
Fusarium coffeatum is the source of this 1023-nucleotide messenger RNA. RefSeq lists its product as uncharacterized. The coding region runs from base 1 to 1023 and encodes 340 amino acids. Lineage: Eukaryota; Fungi; Ascomycota; Sordariomycetes; Hypocreales; Nectriaceae. Gene Ontology annotation, molecular function: hydrolase activity. The transcript has 2 exons. The record is from RefSeq and is a predicted model, not a curated record.